CACAAUUUCCUAUGGAUUAAAUCUUUAAAUAAAAUAAAACCCCCUCGCUGCUGUCGUUGAUAGUCGAUGAGCUCGGGGACAUGUCGGAGAGAAAGUUGUAUCCGGUGAUGAUGUAUGUUUGGUUUCUUUCUUGUACGCGAAUAGGUUGAGACGAAAUGUGAGCGUGUGGUUUCGCCAAGCUUUCUUUUUUGAAGUUCACACUUCACAUUUUGAAAUUCUUGGCAACAAAGCACAAUGCAGAAUCCGACAGAGUUCAGACUAAAGAGCUUUAUUUCGCGCUUUGAUCUCCUGCCAUCGCAACAAACCGGUAGCGCAAGAAAACAGAGAGGAGCAGAGGAUAACACGGAAAAGAUGGACGAGAUUGCUCAGCAUAUGGACAUGACUCACAAGCGAGCCUGCAUUGACCUUGAGAAGGCCACUAAACUCAUCACACAAGUUUUGCAGCAUGAAGUAGGGAGGAAUCGGGAGCUCUGCAUGUUGAUUCGUCGCCUGGAGGACAGGGAGGUGGAAUCUCGGCAGAGACUGUCAGACCAAGCUGAGUCCAAGAGCCUGCUGAAGGUGAAGAUCGAUGAGCUACAGAAACGCCUGGAGGAAAGAGACAACGCCCUUACACAAGCCAACCAGACAGUGGCUUUACUGAGGAAUGAACUGAGAGACCUGCAACAACAGCUUCAAAGACAACAGAGUACAGAUAGGACACACCAAAAAGAAGAUGACUGGCUUCAGGUUGGGGAAAGCCAGUUCAAAGUUGAGAUGUUCUUGUCUCAUGUCCAGAGUCCCCCGGUCUCAUCUGAGGGUCCAGUGUCUGGGAUUAAGAAUGAUGAAGGGGCCCAGGAUGAUGGCUAUGGAGAGUACAGUCAGUCUGAGAACUCUGAACCCAGAAUGGAACACAUCAUGUCUUCAGCGGCAGACAUUAAAACUGAACUGAUUCAGGAGGAAGUGGACAGAUCGAGCAUGGCUCCUAUUCUCAGCUCUGAGAUGGGCCUGUAUGGGCCGUCUCCUACAGAGCCCCUGUAUAUGGCCCAUGUGGACGGGGUGUCUGCGGAGCUGGUGGACUGCUGUAGGACCGAGGGACAGCAAGGGACGGACUUGGAGAGCUUCAGAGAUGGAGAACAGCUUGAGACCUUGAAACGAACAGGACCAUUCACGUCAUCCUCCACGGCUCAAACUAGGGAUCCCACAUCCAGCUGGACCCUGCAGACUGUUGCCUCGUCCACCUGCUCCUCGGAGCCGGAAGAGUCCGGGAAUUUCUCCUAUUCUCCGUGUGACGACGACGACGACGGCCUGGCGGGAGACCUCGCGGGAGACCUCGCGGGAGACCUCGGGCGAGACUCGGACGCUCUCCGGACGGGGGAGAGACCGUACCACUGCCCCCAGUGUGGCAAGACUUUCAGCCGAGAGAACAUCCUGAAGCAGCACCUGUGGCGCCACUCGGGGCCCCGGCGGCACCACUGCCUCCAGUGCGGCAAGAGCUUCACCCACAUGGGCAACCUCAAGGUGCACCAGCGCACCCACACGGGAGAGAGACUGUACCCUUGCGCGCAGUGCGGCAAGAGCUUCACCCACGAGGGCAAGCUCAGAACGCACCAGCGCAUUCACACAGGAGAGAGGCCUUACCAGUGCGCGCAGUGUGGCAAGAGUUUCACCCAGAAGGGGAACCUCAAGACUCACCAGCGCACGCACACCGGCGAGAGGCCGUACCGGUGCCUGCAGUGCGGGCAGGGCUUCCACCGCGAGUACAACCUCAAGCUGCACCAGCACGUUCACGCGGCCGAGAGGCCGUGGCAGGGCGCCCAGCGCGGCAAGCGGUUUGCCGAGGUAGGACAAGUCUUGAGAAGAUACCAGCGCCGCACUCCCGCGGGGGAGAAACCAUAUCGCUGUGCUCAGUGCGGCGAGAGUUUCACCUUACAGCACCAGCUUAAACAACACCAGUGCACUCACAUAGGAUGAGUACAGUUCUGUCCUAUUUGUGUCUUUGCAUUUUGAUUUCACAACUUUUUUUUGGUUUUUGUGUUUUUUUUUUCUUCUUUUUCCUACUUUCUCCAAAAUAGAUGUGCUGGAAGAGAGAACAUUUUAAUUUUAAUUAUUAUUUUAUUAUAAUGUAAAAAGAAACAUUUAUCAUAAUUCACCAUGGUAUGUGCGACCUGCACUGAAAACUGCCUAUAUGUACACACUGGUGUCCAUUUGAACCACAGCUACAUAUGAGUUACAUAAAUGUGUAGUGCAGAUAUGGGA
Molecule: messenger RNA, 2235 nt
Organism: Sardina pilchardus (European sardine)
Lineage: Eukaryota; Metazoa; Chordata; Actinopteri; Clupeiformes; Clupeidae
Product: zinc finger protein 391-like
Exons: 9
Coding region: 235-1950 (571 amino acids)
Biological process (GO): mitotic spindle assembly checkpoint signaling
Source: RefSeq, a predicted model, not a curated record